Gongylonema pulchrum is the source of this 402-nucleotide messenger RNA. The record is from the annotation of a GenBank genome assembly. NCBI's taxonomy places the organism in Eukaryota, Metazoa, Nematoda, Chromadorea, Rhabditida, Gongylonematidae.
AUGGCAUUUGGAUCUUCCGUUACUUGGCGCGAGGCAUUACAAAUUGUAACAGGAAGCGCAGACUUAGAUGGAAAUGCACUGUUGGAAUAUUAUGAACCGCUGAUUAAAUGGCUCGAAGAUCUGAAUGCAGAAGAACAUGCAUUUAUAGGAUGGAAUGGUCCAGGGCAGCCGUUCACUGAGUCAGAUUUACCGAAACUGCGAGGAAACACUUCGGCUCCAGAUUCGCUAGCCGGAUUAUUGAGUGAGAGUCAGUUCGCAUUUCCAGGUGGGGAUUGUUCGAACGGAAUGGAAUGCCUACUUGAUUCAGUCUGCCGAAACGGUGUCUGCGAAUGCAAGGAGGGUUUAUAUACACUUCGAAUCGGCGAUACUUACAACUGUGUUCCUGACAAUCCCGCACAUGCA